Molecule: messenger RNA, 432 nt
Organism: Teleopsis dalmanni
Lineage: Eukaryota; Metazoa; Arthropoda; Insecta; Diptera; Diopsidae
Product: nuclear pore complex protein Nup88-like
Exons: 2
Coding region: 52-432 (126 amino acids)
Biological process (GO): mRNA export from nucleus; protein import into nucleus; ribosomal small subunit export from nucleus
Cellular component (GO): nuclear pore
Molecular function (GO): structural constituent of nuclear pore
Source: RefSeq, a predicted model, not a curated record
UUGUGUAAACUAAUUAACCGUAACGUUUUUUUUCGUUUAUUGAAUUGAAAAAUGUCGCUCACGGAUGUUUUUAACUUGAAUUCGUCGCCGAUGUUUGAGAAAAUUCGUGGGAAUUUGCCAUUGGAGCGCCAAAAAAUCCAGCACAUCAUGGAAAGCAAAGGCGAUUUGUUGUAUGUUUGGGACGCGGCGGAAUCAUGUGUGCAUGUGAUGGACUGGCGUUACUAUGACCCAAAAAAUGCCAAUGAAAACAAAUAUCAGACCCUAGUGCCAUCAAUACCACAAGAUUUUAAAGUUGAACGUCUUCACAUAUCACGCAGUGGUAUCAGCAUGGCUUUAGCUGGACCCAAAGGUGUAGCUAUUAUGGAGUUACCACUUCGCUAUGGCAAAUCUGGUCAAUAUAUGAAUGGCAAAGAGAAAAUCACAUGUGGGUAA